Apis dorsata (giant honeybee) is the source of this 5504-nucleotide messenger RNA. RefSeq lists its product as uncharacterized. Gene Ontology annotation, biological process: presynaptic membrane assembly; postsynaptic membrane assembly; synaptic vesicle endocytosis. The record is from RefSeq and is a predicted model, not a curated record. Gene Ontology annotation, molecular function: signaling receptor activity; neurexin family protein binding. Gene Ontology annotation, cellular component: synapse; cell surface; postsynaptic membrane. Lineage: Eukaryota; Metazoa; Arthropoda; Insecta; Hymenoptera; Apidae.
AAUAAAGUACAACGUGAUUGAUCGAUGAACGUGAGUUUCAACGAUCGAAAUGUGUACAAAGCAUACAUACGCGGUGCCAAAACGUACUUGUCACGGAUUUUGGCGCGCUUGUAAAUCGUUUCUACCCAAUUAAUAUCGAGGAACAAAAGGAUCGAAGAGGAAGGAUCGAAGUGGCAAAGAGCGUGCAUCGAAGCCUGGCAUCGAAGUCUGAGUUCUCGAAGGAACUUGCCCUCGCAUCCGGUGAGCCGAGCGGAAGAAGCACGAGCGUUGAAAAAUUAUUUUUACCCCGGGAACCGGUUUCGACGAGCCGUGCGUGACUCGGUCCAAAGGCGGUCCGGAGUCUGAAGAAGAUGGGCCAGUGAAAAUUCAUUGCUCCCCUUUCCGGUUGUCCAACGAUCGAACAAAUGUCGAGGAUGCUGCGGCUCGAGCUCGUGGGACUCGUGUUGCUGGCCUGCACCCAGAUACUCACGGAGCAUCGCAAUAUUUACGAAACAAGAUCGCUGUACGGUUAUCGGUCCAAGUUUCUCGAUCCCCCCGAACGGUUCACCAGAGAGGUGCGAGUGAAACAGGGUCGUUUACGAGGAAUCGUCGUGCAGCCGAGGACCAAUCACGAUCUACAGCCCGUCGAUGUUUUCCUGGGAGUACCGUACGCGGAACCUCCUGUCAAUUUCUUGAGAUUUUCGCCACCGAGAUCGCCGGAGCCGUGGCGCGGCACAAGAGAAUCGCAGGAAUUUGCACCCGUCUGCCCCCAAGUGGUGCCAAAAUUGCAGGACGAGAUGAAGCCGGUCAGAUACGAGUAUCUCGAGAGGCUGCUGCCGUACCUGAAGAACCAGAGCGAGGACUGUCUCUAUCUCAACAUCUAUACGCCCCAUCAAGCCGAAGGUCAAAAGACUCUGCGGAAGUAUCCCGUGAUGGUGUUCAUUCAUGGGGAGAGCUUUGAAUGGAACAGCGGCAACCCUUACGACGGCACUAUAUUGGCAGCUUAUGGCAACGUCGUCUUUGUCACUAUCAACUUUCGCCUGGGCAUUCUUGGUUUCUUGAGGCCCGGGAUCAGGGACGACACAGCGAGUAAUUUCGGUCUUCUGGAUCAAAUUGCGGCGCUUCUUUGGCUACGAGAGAACAUCGCCGAGUUCGGCGGCGAUCCGAACAGUAUUACUCUGGUCGGCCACGGUACCGGUGCAAUUUUUGCUAACCUGCUGCUUAUCAGCCCUGUGGCUAAUAAGAAAGGUCUCUUCAGUCGAGCUAUACUGAUGUCCGGAUCAGCGUUAAGCGCCGAUGCUAUCGGGAAAGCACCCUUGCAGAUCACCAAACAGGUGGCGCACGCCCUUCACUGCCCCACCACCACCGACAGCGAUCUGGCAAUAUGUUUGCGCGGCCAAGACGUGGACACUCUGCUGAACGUAAAGAUUCAUAAACCGAAUUACGUCCCUGCAUUCGCUCCGUUGAUCGACAACGCGGUCAUUCCGGACAAGCCUUACAACUUGAUGAAAAAUCCUCAGUUCGACAGGUUCGAUCUGAUGUACGGCGUCACGGAAUCGGAGAAGUAUCACUUGUUGUCACCGGUGGAUCUGAUGCACGGGAUGUCGGAAGGGCAGAGGGAUGCGGUCCUGAAGGAGCACGCCAAGGCGACGCACGAGCUUGAAGCGGAAUUAAUCCUGUCCAAGAUUCUGGAACAAUACGGCGAUUUCUCGCCAGGAUUUCAGGGAGAGUACAUGCUGAAGAAUCGCGAUCUCGUGCUCGAGGCUCUAUCCGACAGCGGUACCGUCGCCCCGUUAAUAAUGGCCGCGAAUUUGCACUCGAGGGCGAACCCGAACAGCUACAUGUACGUCUUCGCGCAUCCGAAAGCGACGCAGGAGUACUCUGGCCAACAACGCAAGUAUACCGUGCACAGCGAAGAGUUGCCAUAUUUGCUGGGCGCUCCUCUCGAUGGGUUGCGCGGGCGAUACGAUAUCGGCGAAACGCUCUUCUCCGAGGCUAUAAUGAACUGGUGGUGCAGUUUCGCCUACAUAGGGAAUCCAAACGUGAAAGCAAUCUCAAAGCGAUAUCCGUACAUGAGGAAUGGACUGAAGGAAUUGAGCCAGUACGACAUCGAUUGGCCCGAGUACGAUCCUCAGAAUCAGAGGUACCUCAAUCUUACGAUUCCACCGAGCACGGGUAUGCAGUACCGACUUGCUGAAAUGCAAUUCUGGAACGAGCAUCUACCCAAAAUGCUUCUUCAUCCUGGCAAAGACAUACCGUUGCCGAUCCGACCGAAAGGGCCGAGACCGCAAAUUCUCGACAUCGCUGAUGGGAUUGGAAAGUAUGCGAAUGCGAGCAGGGAUUAUGACACGUACGGUUCCAGAUUCAAGGAGGGGAGUCGAGGCGAGGCGGAGGAGAUAUCGACGACCACUGAGAUCGCUACCUCCCCCCAAUCGUCUGAGGAGGAAGCGAUUCCACAGCCAAGCGCGCCCAAGAGUUCUUCCGUGAUCGCUAUGCUGACGGGUUUCGGCGCGUUAUUCUUGCUGAUCAACUUCACGGCGUGCCUCUACCUGUACUGCAAGAAGCAGGAGACGAAGAUGAGGGGGACAGGGGUGAAGAGGCGGGCGAGCCAGAAGGAAGGGAAGUCGGACAAGUACGAGAACCAUUACGGGGAGCUUGGUUACAAGAGCGACAGUAAACCGGAUCUGAACGACGUGAUAAAGAACGACAAGGCGUACGACAACAACUCGAACUUCGGCAGGCGGUCGAAAUUGUCGAGGCAGAGUUCCGGAUCCACCAUAGACACCCACAUCAAGGUUAGGGAGUGGAUACAACAGGAGAUAGUGCACAGGUGUUCCCCCAGGUUUCUCAGGAAGACGCGCGAAACGUUGCAAAAGGAGCAUGAGGACAAAUUGACGAAACAACAACAGCAACAAGAAGCGGAGAAGAAAAGGUUGGAGGAGGAGCUGUCGAAGGAGAGGAAGGAGGAGGCGAGGUACGAUAAAGAUCCGACGCUGAUCGUACGUCCUGGCAAGAAAUCAAAGGUCCCGAAGGUAUCGGUGGCCAUCGACGCCACACCCGCGGCAAGAACCGAAUCGAUCCUGAACCAGAUGCCUAUCGAGCUGGCGAAGGGCGUCGAGGCGGGCCUCGACCCGUUCAACAAGAGUAUCGAUUAUCCGAUGAUCGAUCCCAGCCAGUUGCAAACAGCUCCUCAGGUGGUUGUCAUAGAGCACCAUCACUCGAAAAGCGAUCCGUUACCGAUGGAAAACGUGUUGAAGAGCGUGAAACCGAAUUUCUCCACGCCGAGGAUUUACGAAUCCGAUUCGGGGAGCACGAGCAGCCUCUACGCCAAGAUUAACCCCAAGUUGAAAUCCCGCUUGCCCCGCCCCGAAUUAUCGGCGAUGGAUCAGACCGAGGAUAUUUACGUGAAAAUGGGGCCCAAGUUGACUACGUUCGGUUCGCCACCUCCUGCGGAUACUUGCGGGGAUAUAAACGUAACCUGCAGGGAGUCCAGCCCGGAGGAGAGGGAAUGCGUGAGCCCGGAAGAAGCCCUGAGGACCAUCAAGAGGAGAAACUAUCCCAAAGUUCUGCCAGACAUCGAGAAAAGGCGAUCCCUCCCGGCGCCCAGCAGCUUGUUCGCGUCCAAACAGGGCGCCGGUUCUUUGAAGGAUUACAGAAGCGGAUUCCACUCGUCUUUGUCGUCGUCCUCUCAUCAACCCCCCCAACCCCCGCCGAGGACGUUCGGCCCGUCCAAGAGCUUGGAGUUCGCCGAGGAGAGCGAGAAUCAAUCCGAAACGGAGACGAUCGUUACUAAUCUUCACGUUGGCCCGUUGCUCAGAAGGCAGGACUAUUCGGCGAAGAACAAUUCCGACCCGAGUAUCAUCGACUCCUUGGACGAAAGGAUGGACAACAGGUCGAGCAGGGCGCAGGGCGGCGGUGGCGGCAGCGUGGACACGAUUUACUCGAGCAACGCGUGCCAUCAUCCCGGCCACGAAAUCGGCCAACCGAUUUUCCAGAGCGUGGGCAAGGACAUAGGGAAUCCGAUCGCCUUGUUGCAGUCGGGUAUCGGUAAUCCUAACUGGUACAAAUCAAUUCCGAUGGGGAACGAUAUCUGUAUAGGGACGGCGUCCUCGGAGCCCAGGAUCACUAUCAGAGAAGUGGAGAAACAGCCUCAAUUCGGUGGCUCGAAUUGGGACACGAGGAUCCCAGACCNCAGAGAAAUUAAAUCCCCGCACGAGUCGAGCAGAUCCAAUACCAGCUCGAUCGAGCAACUGGAAUCGGAUUGCCCCCUAACCUCGUGCUCCUCCCCCGACUCCGGAUCGCCGAGCGGCCAACCCGGCCAAGAGCCGCGAAAGGAGCCGCGAAUAAUAAUCACGGCCAGGGACACGAAGGGUUCCUCCUCGUCCUCCUCGAGCUUGAAACAACCGAAGAUCAUCAUCAAGCCUACGUCCAGCUUGCAGAGGAGCAGGGAUCACAGGAAUAUUCCGAAAGUGUCGGCCAUCCCGCCCCCGGAGCAGAGCUGCCAGAGCGUCGAGAGGGACAAGCCCUCGGGCGAGCAGAGGGAAAAGCCACCCUUGAAGGAGAAGCCGAAGAUCACCAGGAUACCCUCGUUCUCGAGGCGCGUGGAGGAGCCCUCGGGCGGAACCGAGAGGGCGGCCAUCCCCCCGUACCCCGAGAAGGCGGAAAUCGUGCACAGGGUGGAGGCGGUGGCCAGCGGCAAAGUGGUAAACGUGACCGUGGCUUGCGAUGGGAAGUCGAGCAUUCCUACGUUGCAACGGAAGGAGGGUGAAAAGUGUUCGAGCGUCGAGUCGGGGACCGGGCCCUUGAAUACGGCCACGAUCAAAAAGAAACCGGCGAGCAAAAAGUAAAAGGAAGUAUCCGUCGUGCGCUUCUUCCACCAUUGUUCAACUUCGGACCGUUACUUUCGGCUGAGUAGUUUUCUAUGUUUCAAAUCAACUAUUCGGUCGUCCACUUGACGCUCUGAUCCUUUGCCGACAAGGAAAGGGAAAGUAAUUGCUUUCCUUUUUCUUUUUUUUUUCUUUUUUUUUUUUACUCGUCUGGGAAGAGAAGAGAUUCGUAAAGGAUAAAACGAUACACAGGAGAUAUCUUAUAGGGACCACGAAAUUGAGAUCCGAAGCGGUGUACGAUACGAAGAUCGUGAUAAGAUCGUGAUGAGAUCGAAGCGUGUUAAUUUCUAACGAUUUUUAUUGUUUUUAAAUAAUUAUUAUUUGUAGUAGAUGUAAUUUUUUCUUUUGUACCAUAUUCGGGAAUAUUUGUUCAAUCAUUAAAACGAACAAAGUCAAGUAAUAAACCGUUUGGAAUAAAGCGUUUCUUUAACCUUUAGUCGUGUAAUCGCAAUCAUCGUGCACAGUAUUAAUUUUAUAUAAACGAUAUGCCUAUUAAACUAAUCUAAUCUACGUUAAUUAAAAUGAUCUGUUAUAUUAUUUAACAUCGUAUUUAUUUACGUAUAUAAAUAUUAGUGACCAUCGAUUAUUUUUUUAAUCUCUCCAAUUAUUUUUCCGUGUUAUAAAUUGCUCUCUUAAUUA